GCACCAUGGGCAAGCUCGGGAAGCGCCGCAAGGCCAAGCGCCUGGCUGCUGCUAUGGCGCACCGCUCGAGCGAGGUGUACAGCGGCUCUGGAUCGUCCAACGGAGCGUCAAGCUCCCUCCCUCCGGCGGCCCAGGUCGAUGCCGCUGCCGCCGUGGUCCAUGCUCUGGCGGCGGCGCCGGUCUCUGACCUCCGCGGGCCGCAGCUCCGAGCACUCCGAGCGGGCAAGACAUCGGAUGCUCUCCGGUCCGGCGACUAUGCCGCUGCCAUCGAUGCCAUGGCCGCCGCUCGCGCCCUCACCGUCCCCAAGCUCGGCACCCUCCAGCGAUGGGUCCGCGAGGCUGACUUUGCCGGCGCCGCCCGCGGCGGUGUCGACGGUCUCAAUUGGAUCGUCCUCGACGCCAUCCUCCGCACCGCCGGCCAGCUGCCGUUUGAUCCCGCUGGCGCGCCCGUGGCUCGCACCGCCGGCGACGGCCAUCUGCAGAUCUACGAGCCGUGGGCCCCGCUGCCGGUGCAGGGCGGAAAGACAGACACCGCCGACGCCGCCACCGGUCCGCUGCUCCCGCCAGAGAGCCUCACCGUCGUCGCCAAGGAGGCCCGGUGGAAGGGCAUGCGUGAGCUCUCCAUCUACUCCACUGACGCCGUCAUCGUCGCCGCCAUCCGCCCGCCCGACCUCGCUCCGUCGGCUCGUCUCGACCUGCCGUUUGUCGAUGGCGCCUUUGUCGUCACCCACGCCCUCGCGCCGUCAGAGUGCGCUGCCAUCGUCGGCGCCGCAGAGGCAAUGGCUUUUGUGCCCGACGCCGAGUACGCUGUCACUCCCGAGAACUCCGAGAUCCAAGGCCGCGCUGCCGCAGGCGUCGUCUGGCUCGGCUCGGACCAGCUGAUGGACGCGCUCUACACCCGUGUCGCCCCUUUCCUGCCGCCCCAUCUUGGCGGCGGCAACCUCGUCGGCCUCAACGCCCGCCUCCGCGUCUACCGCUACGAGGCCGGCGCCGUCUACCGGCCACACGUCGACGGCGCAUGGCCGGGCUCGGGCCUCGUCGACGGCAAGUACGGCUUUACCGGCGGCUCGACCACGUUCUUUGGCCCGUCGCGUUCCGAGGGCGUCGUCUCGGCUCGCGGCGUUGUCCCGCGCAUCGGCGCCGCGCUCUUCUUCCCGCACGGCGAUACCGCAGGCGCGCUCGUCCACGAAGGCUCCGAGGUCCUCGCCGGCACAAAGUACAUCAUCCGCUCCGACGUGCUGUACCUCAAGCCGACUGCUGCCCUCCUCGGUCCAUCUCCUCCCAACGCCAUCAACGCCAACGGCAAACGCAUCCGCGACGCCGACGCCGACGCCGACGCCGACGCCGACGCCGUCUCGUCACCACCCAAGAAGCGAUAA
This is a messenger RNA of Thecamonas trahens ATCC 50062, 1379 nucleotides long. Its product is annotated as 2OG-Fe(II) oxygenase family Oxidoreductase. Gene Ontology annotation, molecular function: L-ascorbic acid binding; iron ion binding; procollagen-proline 4-dioxygenase activity. The transcript is spliced from 3 exons. Lineage: Eukaryota; Apusomonadida; Apusomonadidae. Gene Ontology annotation, biological process: peptidyl-proline hydroxylation to 4-hydroxy-L-proline. Gene Ontology annotation, cellular component: endoplasmic reticulum. Bases 6 to 1379 code for a protein of 457 amino acids. The record is from RefSeq and is a predicted model, not a curated record.